UUAUCCUCGAUUGGUUCCCUCAUUCCAACCACGAUGAGUGCGGAGAAUGCUGAUGAUAUGCCGAAGGAGAGCGAAGACGCGAUCAAAAGCAAGAAGGCAACUUACGAGAUACAAGAAAUCAUAUCCAAAAGCAGCAGCGCAUUUGUGUUCCAUGUGUUGCGUCUUGAAGAUAAACGUGAUUUGGCUAUGAAGUGUGAGUCUGUCAAAGUCAAAGUGCCUACGUUGCGACACGAAGCUAGAGUUUACGAUGCGUUAAAAAAUCUCGUGUCUCCUCAUUUUGUUGCUUUUGAAGACAGAGGUUUGGUCGAUGAGCGAUUUGUGUUCUUUGUAAUGAGGAUGGUCGGAAAAAACCUCUUUGAUCUUCGUCGUGAUGUUCCUGAUCACAAGUUCAGUAUGGGGACUGCGAUUCGAAUCGCUGAACAAACACUGACGGCCAUUCGCGAUUUGCACAUUUGCGGUUACAUCCAUCGAGAUAUAAAGCCUGACAAUUUUGCAAUUGGAAGGGAAGAAGAUGACUCUUACCACACAGUGUUCAUUCUCGAUUUCAAAUUUGCGCGAAAAUUCAGAGCAGAAGGAAAGGAUUUACGUCUGGAGCGUGAAAAGGCAGCUUUUCGAGGAACACCGCGUUAUGCAAGCAUUACGGCCUUGAGCAUGAAAGAGCAAUCACGCAAGGACGACAUUGAGUCUUGGUGGUACAUGAUAGUGGAGUUGAUGGUUGGACAACUACCUUGGCAGGAUAUGCAGCCAGAUCAAAUUGAAGAAAUCCUACAUAUGAAAAAGAAAGUGCGACUGCCUAAAAAUUUGAAAAUUUUCUUGCAAGGUACACCUCAAGAAUAUAUGGGGAACAUCAUUCAAUACGUAGACACAUUGCAAUACAAUUCAAUCCCAGAUUAUGAUCACAUUGCUGCCCAAUUAUCGACAGCGAUUAAGGCGCACUACCUCAACUGGGAUGCACCACCGGAUUGGGAUCUGAUGACGAAAUACAAAGGUCCAAAGUAUGAGAAAGUGGAUUUAGAGGUGUUACAAAAGGGUUAAGGCUUUUCCGAGCAAUAAAAGAAGUCAUUUGGUUUUGCGAAAACUAUGUCUGGCUGCAUUGUUACUAUAUAACAAGCUGCCCGUACU
Molecule: messenger RNA, 1122 nt
Organism: Cylicocyclus nassatus
Lineage: Eukaryota; Metazoa; Nematoda; Chromadorea; Rhabditida; Strongylidae
Source: the annotation of a GenBank genome assembly